Scaptodrosophila lebanonensis is the source of this 5698-nucleotide messenger RNA. RefSeq lists its product as uncharacterized. Bases 959 to 5158 code for a protein of 1399 amino acids. The transcript is spliced from 12 exons. The record is from RefSeq and is a predicted model, not a curated record. Lineage: Eukaryota; Metazoa; Arthropoda; Insecta; Diptera; Drosophilidae.
AGUGUGGCUCAACUGGGCACGGCACGUAAAACAGAAAUGCAACACUUUGUGCCGUCAUAAUAAAUCGAACAAAACACUCAAUUGAAACACACAAAGAUGUACUUUCAAUAGCCGAUCGUUAUUGGUUAACACAUCACUUGGGGUGUGUGAAAAAUAUUCGACUUUAUCGGUGAUACAGUUCAGUGGCCAACGUUCAAAAGGCGGCAAGUGCAUUGUUUUAAAUUGAUCGAGAGUACCCGUACUUCUCCGCUCGGAACCCUGAAUUUCCCAACUUGUUCAAGCCGUUGGUAGUCGGUAAACCUCGCAUCCCCGUCACUGUCUUAAAGCGCGUGCAUUUCGUAACUUUUGAUUAGUUUUUUUUUGUGCGACUCGAUUCGUCUCCAAGUGCCGUCACUGCACCCGCCGAAGCUACGUUUGGAAUACUGGUCUUGCGUUUUUCGUAACUUACUCGUAUCGCCGCCUACAUCGCAUAAUUGCCGACUUUGUUGCUGUUGCCUCUUCUUGCACAGAUUGAACAGCGACGGUGCUAGAAACACAAAGUUCACAUUUUCACAAAGAAAAAGUUAAGAAACAACAAAUAAUAAAAUCUAACCGACGAAAAUGUGUUGUGAGCAAAGUUUUAAUGAAAAUGUGUAAUAAAUAAAACGAAUUCAUUUAGCCGAAAGUGCCCGACUACACCGUUCAUUACAAGUGUUUGCCAGUAUAUAAGUAUGUACAUAUGUACAUACAUACUUGCUUAAAUAUGUGUGCGACGCACGUGCAAAAAAAUUGAAAUUUUUCUAUUGUACAAUUUUAUGAAUACACACAAAAAUAAAUAUAAAAAAAGCGUACCUGUAAAUCAAUUACAGAAAAAAUUCAGCUGCCACAUACUGCUGGUAAAUAACAACAACAAAAAACUAAAAACAACACAAAACAAAAGGCAACCACAAAUUUGUUGGCAAACAUUUUUUGUACAAAAAUGUCUUUAAAUGCGAAUCAAAAGCGGCAAUGCUCCGGCAACACGCCUUUCAUCCGACUUGCUGCCUUCGCCAUUUUGGCGCUUGUGUGUUGCCUAAAAUUGGACGUUCAGGCGCACGUGGCUUUAACUUAUCCACCUGCACGCCAAUACGAUUUGGAUUUCUUGGAUAAUUCGCGCACAAAGGCGCCAUGUGGCAUGCCCAAAGGCUCCAUACGAACUUCAUUGCUGUCCGGCUCCCAAUUUAAUGUUACGUGGCAUUUGGCCUAUGCACAUAAGGGCGGGUUCCGCUUACAAUUAUUGGAUGCUCUCGAUCGACCUGUCCUGGAUUUGACGCCACACGUAAACAACUCCGAGUUUGUGCGCACCGAUGCAACGGCCCAGUCCUAUCAAGUUAGCAUACCCAAGGAUUUCGAGUGUCAAAACUGUACGCUGCGACUGGAACGUCAAGCUGUUGAAUGGUCCGGCGCCUAUCGUUUCUGGUCCUGCUCAGAUGUGGAUAUUAAACAGCGCAAAGACUUUAGAGAGAACUGUUCCGGAAAAGGAAAAUACUUCCCAUCCCGCUGCAAAUGCGAAAAGAAUUACUAUGGGCCCCAGUGCCAGUACAAGGAUGAAUGCAGCACCAAUGCAGAUUGCGGCGCUCAGGGCCAGUGCAUAGAUGUAGAAGGUACCUCGUUGCCCCGACGUCAAUGCUACUGUAACUUCGGCUGGUAUGGCAUUGGGUGCAACAAACGCUCGCCGUACAAGACCACUAAUCUGGAUCUGACAUCGUACAUCAAGAAGGAACUCUCGCCCGAUUUUCAUAUUUUCUGGAGGCUGUUAGAAAAGCAAAAGGAAAUUGAGCUGGUCCUAAAGGUGAACAGUACUUCAUGGGUUGGAUUGGGUUGGCGUCCCCGAGGACUUACGCCGGAGUGCAAGAAUUUCCCAUUGAUACGUGAUAUAGGGGAUUUAACAACGACUCUUGAGAGUUCCGUACCAGAACCAGAGCCCAAAUCUGAACCAGAACCCAAAUCCGAACCAGAACCCAAAUCCGAACCAGAGCCUAAAUCUGAGCCAGAGCCUAAAUCUGAACCAGAGCCAAAGUCUGAGCCAGAGCCUAAAUCUGAACCAGAGCCAAAGUCUGAGCCAGAGCCUAAAUCUGAGCCGGAACCUAAAUCUGAGCCGGAACCUAAAUCUGAGCCGGAACCUAAAUCUGAGCCGGAACCUAAAUCUGAGCCGGAACCUAAAUCGGAGCCUGAACCUAAAUCGGAGCCAGAACCGAAAUCUGAGCCGGAACCCAAAUCAGAGCCUAAACCACAGCCUACCGCCGAACCACAGUCUAAACCGGAGCCUGAACCACAGCCCACAUCCGAACCAGUGCCUAAAUCGGAGCCUGAACCACAGCCUACAGCUGAACCACAGUCCAAGCCAGAACCUGAACCCCAGCCCACAUCAGCACCCGAGCCUCAUCCGACAUCGGAACCUCAACCUAGUAGCGAACCGUCUCCUACAAAAACGAAACGUGUGGCUCAUCACGAUGGCCACGAACAUGAUGAGAUGGAUGGUGUGACAUCUGUUGCCACCAGUGUAUCAUAUCGCGUUAGCAGCAAAUCAGGACGCAGCCGUCGUCAAGCCACAGAACCAACCCCAAAUCCCGAACCAACAAGUGAACCUCCAAGUACCCCUGAGCCAGAACCACAGGCGGGUAAUUCGGCUGAAGCAAGCUCUCCUGAGCCAGUACCAAAGCCAGAAAUAUCUGCCAAAUCUCCCGAACCUGAACCUGAACCGAAGCCAGAAAUAUCAGCCAAAUCUCCCGAACCUGAGCCUGAGCCUGAACCGAAGUCAGCUGAAGCAAGCUCUCCCGAACCUGAGCCUAAGUCGGCCAAAUCGGGUGGAUCAAGCUCUCCGGAACCUGAGCCUAAGUCGGAACCAGAACCUCAGCCUAAAAAAUCUGCACCACUAAAAGUAGAGCCCCCAAAUUCAGAACCCAAAUACAAGCUGAACCCAUACACACCACGAUAUGACUUUAAUCCUAUGGACUGUACGGAUAUUGUCAUUGGUACGGCACGUGGCUUAGCCAGCCGCGUGGGCGACUACUAUUCUCGGGAUCGUUCAACACCGAAAAUUGACGAGAUCUUUGGUGGCAAAUCCGACCUGUCUCUGGGAACUGGCUUCGAGGAGAAUGGUGUCACUACCAUAAUAUUCCGCAAGAAACUCGUGGCCACUGAGCCAACUGAUCACACGCUGGACGAUACACUAACACAUGUGAUCUGGGCGAAAGGUCAGCCUCCUACUAAAUACGUUCAUGUGCCAGCCUCUGGCUUGGAAACAGAAUCGUCAUCAAUUAGGGACUUCUAUCAGCAAGAUGAAUUAAAGUAUCACGGACAUCAAAUGCAGCGAGGCGUCACUCAAAUUAACUUCUUUGAAAAAGAGAGGCCUAGUGGUACAACCGAUCGCAACGAUCUAACCACAAAUGUACUGGACAAUGACUGCUACGGUCAUUGGAAGUAUCCGCCGAGCUGCUCUCCCCAGGAGCACAGUUGCGAGUACUAUGCGUCAUGGGAAACAGUUGGACGCGGCGAUGAGAUGCGCUGGCAUAUUGAGACGACGAACACACAGACCUGGACUGGCAUCGGCUUCAGCGAUGACGAGCGCAUGUCACAAACCGAUACAAUUAUUGGUUGGGUAGACGGACGCACUGGUCGGCCAUUCCUGAUGGACACCUGGGUGCUGGGCUACGCACCACCCAAGCUGGACGAUCGACAGGACAUUUAUAAUGCAUCUGGUCGCAUUGAGAAGGGAGUUACAAUUCUGGAGUUUAACCGUAAACGCGUCAGCAAUGACGAACAGGAUUUGUCCUUUACAGACGAUCACUGUCUAUACCUAUUCUUCCCCGUACUGGGCGGUGCAUUCAAUGUGGUCAAUAAGAAGAUUCGUAAACACGAACAGGUACCACCGAUAUCCCCUCAACGCGUAUGCAUUAAGUCCUGCGGUAAAGAGCUAGAGUCCGUAUAUGUUGGUACAAGCACUCCUGCACCCAGUCGCUUGGUUUAUGCCGUUGGCGUAAAGCUUAUGAAUCUCGCUGAAUCGUUCGAAGCACCCAAACCCGGCACUGUGGAAUUCAAUAAUCUGGCUGCAACUAUCUCGGACUCUUUCAAUGGUAUAUUAAGUCCCAUACCCGGCUACUAUAAGACAGAAAUAUUAGGAUUUGAAAAGGAAGGCACAACUAUGUUGGCCAAGGUUCAGGCCCUGUUCGAUAAGGCCGAUGUUGAAAAAAUGCACGCCCUCGACACCAACAACAUUGAUAAGGAUGCUUCGGAAGCCGUACAAAAGAACGCGGAUGUCAUCAAAGCCGCGCUCUUGGACCACAUUGCGAGCGGCAAGGUGGGCUCACUAACAGUGGAUCCCCAGUAUUUGGACUUUGAGGCAUUGGAAUAUAAAUCUGCAGAAGAUACUAAGGAAACACUUUUGUCCUUCUUCGACUUGUCCGAGACACGUUUGUAUAUAGUCUUAGGUCUAAUUGCAGCCCUAGUGCUUAUUGCCCUGAUACAGGCAUUCUGUACCAUUUGGAAGACGUCCCGCAAAAGCAAAAAUACCAAGGAGAAACUAAUUCAGAACUCUCCCUGGAAGGAGUUUGCUUCAAACACAAACUACGCAUUUGAUCCAUAUGGCGAAACUGAAGAGAAGCACAUGACCACCAGUACCACAGCCAAGGAGAAGGCUCGUAACCGCUCUACCACAAGCAGUCAGCAAACCACCCUGCCAAUGUCUCAUUCGCCAACAAGCAAAUCCCAAUUAUACUACGAGAACACAAACGGACAUGGCAAGAAUCGUAGUAGUGGCGGCACUGCUGGAGACGGUGCUCGUAGCAAUGGUCGCCAUAUGACCCAGGAGAGCAGCACAGCUGCCUCGGGGCCAUAUUCACGUGGCUCCUACGCGGAUCGCGCAUAUUCGCUGCCACGCCAGCAUCAUUACCAACAAAGCUCGGCCAACAUGCAGCCCUCGGGCUAUUACACUCAUGAUCGGCGUGCAGCACGUCAGGCGAGCAGCGAAGAGCGACGCGGCGGACGGGAGUCCAGUUACGAUCGUUCCCGCGAUGAUCCACGCCUCAAUUCCAAUGGGGGCGCGGACACGCCCGACUUUUACUUCAUGCCAUCACAACGGAAAUACUCAGGCGAAGUCGUGCGAGUUUAUGUGGACUACAACAAGGAUCCAAAGCACUAAAGCAGGGUACAAAAUAUAACUGCAUGCACAAAAUGUGAAGGCUUAUUUAAAGCCCUUUUCAAGUCUUUCUACCACUCCACCUCAGUGUUGGAAUGUUAUGCCUUUUUUGUUUUUUCGUUUCGAUUGCCAUAAUGCAGUUUCCACUGAAUGCGUUUGGAGGGCAGUACGAUUGGGAGUUUCGCAAAUAAAUGGGUUUGUUGGUGCGUAGCUUUAUACAUGCACAUGUACAUACAUUAUUAUGUAUGUAUGUGAUAACACAAACACACACACAAACGCUGCUAGAGUUCAGAGAGAGUUUUCCACCAAUUAGUAAAUUGUAUAUAUUUUUCCAUGUGUAUAAAGUGAAAUGUUGCUUAGAAAUUAAUACUUACACUGUAAUUUUUCUCUUCAAUGUGCAAAGAAAAAUAGUCACUGUAUUUAAUCAAAUUAAUUAUAUGUAUAUUAAUAUAAUUCUUAAAACAGACAUUGAGCGAAUUACAUUUGAUAUAAUAUAUUUUAAUAAGUAUGUACUCGUAAAAUAAAAUUUAAGAUAUAAAAACA